Molecule: messenger RNA, 1395 nt
Organism: Saccharomycopsis crataegensis
Lineage: Eukaryota; Fungi; Ascomycota; Saccharomycetes; Ascoideales; Saccharomycopsidaceae
Product: phosphotransferase family protein
Exons: 1
Coding region: 1-1395 (464 amino acids)
Source: RefSeq, a predicted model, not a curated record
AUGCAAUCAGCUGUUGCCACAGACAAAGACAUUGGGGAUAUCAGAUCGCCAAUCGACAUUGAUAAGUUAUGCAAAUUCUUAUCGGGUUGUUCCAAUUUGAGUUCUAAUCCCAAAAUCCAUCUUGGUCCUUUGAGCUCAUUAUCUAUUUCUCUUCCUGUUAAGAUUAAUCAAUUUAAAUAUGGUCAAUCCAAUCCCACAUACUACAUCCAAGACGCAAACCAUAACAAAUAUAUCCUCCGUCGAAAACCUUCUGCCAACUCCAAGUUAUUAUCCAGAAAAGCUCAUAAUAUCGAACGAGAAUUCUGGAUUGCAUACGAUAUUGCGAAUUUAAACAUUACUGAGAACUUUUCCAUUCCUGUGGCCAUGCCUUUGGUACUAGUAGAGGAUGAACAGUGUUUAGGUAUGGUUUUCUAUAUUUCUGAGUUUGUCGAAGGUUUUAUAUUUCAUGAUCCUUCGAUGCCAACAUUGACGAACUUUGAAAGAGAUAAGUGUUGGGAAAGUGUGGUUCAAGUUGCUUCACAAAUUCAUCAAGUACCGGUAAGUGGAUUGGUCCAUUGUUUCCCUCAAAGGGGAAAAGCGCCAAAAGGAAAUUUGAAUUAUUUCCAAAGACAGAUCAAAUCCUUGGCGGCAAUUCAUAAAUUUCAAUCUUCUCAAUCCAACACCCCUCCAAUAUACGGUUUUGGAAAACUUUGUGACCUCUUAUCUCACAAUUGUCCUCCCGAUCCUCAAUUGCCGGUGUUAAUUCAUGGAGAUUUCAAGAUCGAUAACUUUAUCUUUGAUUUACAAACCUAUAGGAUUAUUGCGGUAUUGGAUUGGGAAUUAUGUACCAUUGGUAAUCCGAUAUUCGAUUUAGCCAACGCUUUGCAAAACUACUAUUUUCCAAGGGCCUUCAAUUCUCAUUUCUUGGGUAUAGAUUUGUCACCAGACCCCAAAUUUGUAAAUUUAGUGUUGCAGAAAUAUUAUCAGAUUGUGUGCAAUCUCUGGCCUAGUAAUUCAAUCACCAAGGACGAUGGUAACUUAUUCCUAUGGAUAACUCAGCCAAGAAUGACUACUAACGAAGAAUUGAAUCACAUCAAUAAUGGAUCUUCAUCUUUUAACACCUACAAAGAUAUCAUUGGUAGUUUUUACGAUUCUCCAUUGGAGUCCUCCAGUGUUUUGUUCAAGUACUGGAUCUCAGCCAAGGCGUUUUCUUGUUUUAGACUAUCAGUGAUUAUUCAAGGAAUUCAUGCUAGAGUGAUUAAUGGCACAAAUAGUAGUGGUUUUGCCGAGAAGUUUUCGGGAUCAUAUGGCGCUUAUUCAAAAUUGGGGUUAUCAUUGAUGGAUGCUGGGAUUGACGAGGGUUGCCUCGGUACCGGUACCGAAAAGGAAAAAAUUGAUUUCAACCCUAAAUUGUGA